Messenger RNA from Oryzias latipes (Japanese medaka), 14540 nucleotides. The record is from RefSeq and is a predicted model, not a curated record. Lineage: Eukaryota; Metazoa; Chordata; Actinopteri; Beloniformes; Adrianichthyidae.
ACAUCAAACUACACAGGCAAGGUUUGGAUUGGUCUGCACGAUGACUUGGAGAACAGCUGGAAGUGGUCCUUAAAUGACAGCAGCUUCUAUGUGGAAAGAGAGCAAACCUUCAAAAACUGGCAACUUAACAAACCAAACAACCUGAAUGGACAACAGUACUGUGUCGCAUAUCUGAGUGGAAACUCAUCCCAAGGCAAAUGGGAUGACCGUGACUGCAAUGAAGAACAUGGUUUUGUGUGCUACAAUGGGACAGUAAACGGAAAUGCCUCAUUCGUUGUUGGUGAUGCAACACUAAAUUGGACUGAAGCCCAGAAAUACUGCAGGCAGAAUUUUGUUGAUUUAGCCAGCAUUUGGAAUCAAACAGAAAAUGAUGUCAUCAACAAGCUAGCAAACGGUAGUUGUGUGUGGAUCGGUCUGUAUCGUCAUAAAGUGUGGUCAGAUGGGAGCAACACAGUCUUUAAACAUUGGGCUGAAAAUCAACCAGACCAGGGGGACCAGAAGUGCAUCGCUGCAUCUUUCAGUGACUCAGGACGAUGGUCGGAUGAAACUUGUUCCCAGAGUUUUCCCUUCGUCUGUUAUGGACCAAUUUUGUCAAAUGCAGAAGGUUUCGUACCAUUCAGUCAAAAUGAGACCAGCAUCACUCUGCAGUGGAAUAGAGGGAACAGCAAUGACAGCUUUGUUCUCCAGUUUAAUGGAACAGAGACAAACAUCAGUGCACCAGAUGGAGAUGGACCAAUGUAUUACACUGUUUCAUCCCUCACUGCUGGAACCAAGUACACCUUCACUCUCUUUUCUCGCUCCUCUCUCGCUAGAGUCAACAUCACUGCAGCAACUGCUCCUCAAAAUGUGGAAACUUUCAGAAUAAUUCAAAAAACUGACAGCAGCGUCACUUUGCAGUGGAGUAAAGUGAACUUUGCCAGCUAUGUUCUCCAGUACAAUCAAGGAUGGAAGAAUAUUUCUGCCUCAGAUGGAGAUGGACCAAUAACUUAUACAGUUACUUCUCUCAGUGCAAACACUGAAUACACUUUUACUCUUUUCUCUGUGUUUGAAAACGCCAGAAGUGGUGGAGUUCAGCUUCAAGCUUUAACUGAUGAGCCGUAUUCUCAAUGUGGACAGACGUUUUGUCCUCCAGACCAGGACUGUGUCAUCAUCAAUGGAACAGCUCAGUGUGGUGAAGCCUGUGAACAUUACACUGAACUGAAUGAUAACUGGCUUUCUGAAUAUAACAUAAAUGGAAAUUCAUACUGUAGAGGAAGCUACUCCUCCCCUGAAGGCUGGUAUCGCAUGUUUGUGGGACAAACCAGCGCUCAGAUUCCUGAAACUUGUCUACAAGACAGUAGAUGCAGCAGUUAUAACCAUUUGCAGAUGACACAACCUCAUCCAACUCAAUACAAUCAAACUGUAACACGCUCUCUGUGUUAUAGUUAUGACAGUUACUGUUGCUAUUACACAUCAGACACUAUUAAGGUCAAACUCUGCUAUGGAGACUUCUAUGUCUACAAACUUCAAAGACUGCCAGGAUGCAACACUGCAUAUUGUGCAGUUCCAAAGCACAGCUUCAGAGCAGCUGGUCAAGAUGAAACCAGCAUCACUCUACGGUGGAACAAAGUCAACAACAGUGUCAGCUUUGUUCUCCUGUUUAAUGGCACAGAAACAAACAUCAGUGCUCCAGCUGCAGAUGACUCUGUAACUUACACAGUGUCAUCUCUGACUGCUGCAACUAAACACACAUUCACUCUGUUCUCUGUGUUUGACAAUGUCAGAAGCAGUGGAAUCAGCAUUGAUGCAGUCACUGCUCCUCCAAACCUACAAACACUCAGUUUACUUGGAACAAGUUUCAACAGCAUCACUCUGCAGUGGAGUAAAGUGAACAAUGCCAGUUAUGUACUGGAGUAUAAUAAUGGACGAAGGAUCAUUCCUGCAUCAGAUGGAGAUGGACCAGUCACUUACACUGUCUCAUCUCUCAGUGCUGGCACUUCAUACUAUUUCAGUCUCUACUCUGUGUUUGAGAAUGCCAGAAGUUAUGAGUCAGUUUCUCUAGAAAUUUCUACUGAUCAGCAAAAUGUUUCAUGUGGACAGACUGUUUGUCCUCCAGACCAGGACUGUGUCAUCAUCAAUGGAACAGCUCAGUGUGGAGAAGCCUGUGAACAUUACACUGAACUCAAUGAUAACUGGCUUUCUCAAUAUAACAUCAAUGGAAAUUCCUACUGUAGUGGAUACUACUACUCUCCUGAAGGCUGGUAUCGCAUGUUUGUGGGACAAACCAGCGCUCAGAUUCCUGAAACUUGUGUACAAGACAGCAGAUGCAGCAGUUAUAACCGUUUCCAGAUGACACAACCUCAUCCAACUCAAUACAAUCAAACUGUAACACGCACUUUGUGUAAUAGUCAUGGUAGUUACUGCUGCUCCGAAACAUCGUCAGACACUAUUAAGAUCAAACUCUGCUAUGGAGAUUUCUAUGUCUACAAACUUCAAAGACUCCCAGGAUGCUACACUGCAUAUUGUGCAGUUCCAAAGCACAGCUUCAGAGCAGCUGGUCAAGAUCAAACCAGCAUCACUCUACGGUGGAACAAAGUCAACAACAGUGUCAGCUUUGUUCUCCUGUUUAAUGGCACAGAAACAAACAUCAGUGCUCCAGCUGCAGAUGACUCUGUAACUUACACAGUGUCAUCUCUGACUGCUGCAACUAAAUACACAUUCACUCUCUUCUCUGUGAUUGACAAUGUCAGAAGCAGUGGAAUCAGCAUUGAUGCAGUCACUGCUCCUCCAAAUGCAGAAAUGUUCAGUUCAAUUGAAAAAAAUGACACCAGUGUCACUCUGCAGUGGAGUAAGGCAAAAUACAGUGGCUAUUUUCUUGAUGCUGAUUAUCAAGACAGGAUCUUUGCUGCAUCAGAUGCUGAUGGACCAACAGUCUUUACAGUCUCCCCUCUCUAUCCUGCCACUAAAUACACAUUCACUCUUUUCUCUGUAUUUGAGAACACCAGAAGCAGUGGAGUUCAACUGACCGUCAUUACCGACCAUCGACAUCUUCCUUGUGGAGAAACAUUUUGUGCUCCUGACCUGAACUGCUUCAUUAAUAAUGGAAGUGCUCAGUGCGUCGACCCCUUUCCUAAUCAUAGUUUUCGAGUAUCAGGACAAACUGAGACCAGCAUCACUCUUCAGUGGGAUAAUGUAAAUAACAACAAUGUCAGCUUCAUCUUAGAGUUUAAUGGAACUGAAACAAACAUCAGUGCACCAAAUGGAGAUGGACAAAUAUUUUACACAAUCACAUCUCUGACUGCUGGAACUAAAUAUACAUUCACCAUCUUCUCUGUGUUUGAGAACGUCAGAGGCAGUCCUAUCAAAAUGACUGCAGUUACUGCUCCUCAAGUUCCACAGAAUCUCAGGCAAUUAACACAGAAUGAGAGCAGCAUCACUCUGCAGUGGAACAAAGUGAACAACGUCAGCUUUAUUCUUCAGCUUGAUGGCACAGAAACCAGCAUCACUGCCACAGAUGGAGAUGGACCAGUAACUUACACAUUCUCAUCCCUGACGGCUCAGACUAAAUACACGGUUAUUCUCUUCUCUGUGUUUGAGAACGUCAGAAGCAGCGGACAAAAACUCACAGUGGUCACUGCUCCUCCAAAUGCCAAAAACUGUAAAGCAUCAGGACAAAAUGAGUCGAGCAUCACUCUGCAGUGGGAUAAAGUGAACGCCAAUGUCAGCUUUGUUCUUCAGUUUAACGGCACAGAGACAAACAUCAGUGCUCCAGCUGGAGAUGCAGUGAUCCACCACACCGUCUCAUCUCUCACUGCUGGAACUAAAUACACAUUCACUCUGUUCUCUGUGUUUGAGAACGUCAGAAGUACUGGAGUGAACAUCACAGCAGCAACCGAUCAGCCAUAUUUUCCAUGUGGACAGACUGUUUGUCCUCCAGGCCAGGACUGUGUCAUCAUCAAUGGAACAGCUCAGUGUGGUGAAGCCUGUCAACAUUACACUGAACUGAAUGAUAACUGGCUUUCUGACUAUAACAUCAAUGGAAAUUCAUACUGUAGAGGAUACUACUCCUCCCCUAGAGGCUGGUAUCGUAUGUUUGUGGGACAAACCAGCGCUCAGAUUCCUGAAAUUUGUGUACAAGACAGCAGAUGCAGCAGUUAUGGCCGUUACCAGAUGACACAACCUCAUCCAACUCAAUACAAUCAAACUGUAACACGCUCUUUGUGUCAAAGUUAUGACAGUUCCUGUUGCUCCUACACAUCCUCAUACAGUAUUAAGGUCAAACUCUGCUUUGGAGACUUCUAUGUCUACAAACUUCAAAGACUCCCAGGAUGCAACAUUGCAUAUUGUGCAGUUCCAAAGCACAGCUUCAGAGCAGCUGGUCAAGAUGAAACCAGCAUCACGCUACGGUGGAACAAAGUCAACAACAGUGUCAGCUUUGUUCUCCUGUUUAAUGGCACAGAAACAAACAUCAGUGCUCCAGCUGCAGAUGACUCUGUAACUUACACAGUGUCAUCUCUGACUGCUGCAACUAAAUACACAUUCACUCUCUUCUCUGUGAUUGACAAUGUCAGAAGCAGUGGAAUCAGCAUUGAUGCAGUCACUGCUCCUCCAAAUGUAAAAACAUUCAUUUUACUUGGAACAAGUUUCAACAGCAUCACUCUGCAGUGGAGUAAAGUGAACAAUGCCAGUUAUGUCCUGGAGUAUAAUAAUGGACGGAGGAUCAUUCCUGCAUCAGAUGGAGAUGGACCAGUCACUUACACUGUCUCAUCUCUCAGUGCUGGCACUAGAUACUCAUUCUAUCUCUACUCUGUGUUUGAGAACGCCAGAAGUAAUCCAGUGGAUUUAUAUGCUUUUACUGAUCAGCAAAAUGUUUCAUGUGGACAGACCUUCUGUCCUCCAGGCCAGGACUGUGUCAUCAUCAAUGGAACAGCUCAGUGUGGUGAAGCCUGUCAACAUUACACUGAACUCAAUGAUAACUGGCUUUCUCAAUAUAACAUAUAUGGAAACUCAUACUGUAGUGGAAGCUACUACUCCCCUGAAGGCUGGUAUCGUAUGUUUGUGGGACAAACCAGCGCUCAGAUUCCUGAAACUUGUGUACAAGACAGCAGAUGUAGCAAUUAUAGCAGUUACCAGAUGACACAACCUCAUCCAACUCAAUACAAUCAAACUGUAACACGCCCUUUGUGUUAUAGUUAUGGUAGUUCCUGUUGCUCUGACACAUCCUCAUACAGUAUUAAGGUCAAACUCUGCUUUGGAGAUUUCUAUGUCUACGAACUUCAAACACUCCCAGGAUGCAACACUGCAUAUUGUGCAGUUCCAAAGCACAGCUUCAGAGCAGCUGGUCAAGAUGAAACCAGCAUCACUCUACGGUGGAACAAAGUCAACAACAGUGUCAGCUUUGUUCUCCUGUUUAAUGGCACAGAAACAAACAUCAGUGCUCCAGCUGCAGAUGACUCUGUAACUUACACAGUGUCAUCUCUGACUGCUGCAACUAAAUACACAUUCACUCUCUUCUCUGUGAUUGACAAUGUCAGAAGCAGUGGAAUCAGCAUUGAUGCAGUCACUGCUCCUCCAAAUGUAAAAACAUUCAGUUUACUUGGAACAAGUUUCAACAGCAUCACUCUGCAGUGGAGUAAAGUGAACAAUGCCAGUUAUGUCCUGGAGUAUAAUAAUGGACGGAGGAUCAUUCCUGCAUCAGAUGGAGAUGGACCAGUCACUUACACUGUCUCAUCUCUCAGUGCUGGCACUAGAUACUCAUUCUAUCUCUACUCUGUGUUUGAGAACGCCAGAAGUAAUCCAGUGUAUCUAUACGCUUUUACUGAUCAGCAAAAUGUUUCAUGUGGACAGACCUUUUGUCCUCCAGGCCAGGACUGUGUCAUCAUCAAUGGAACAGCUCAGUGUGGAGAAGCCUGUCAACAUUACACUGAACUGAAUGAUAACUGGCUUUCUCAAUAUAACAUAUAUGGAAAUUCAUACUGUAGUGGAAGAUACUAUUCUGCUGAAGGCUGGUAUCGCAUGUUUGUGGGACAAACCAGCGCUCAGAUUCCUGAAACUUGUGUACAAGACAGCAGAUGCAGCAGUUCUAGCCAUUUGCAGAUGACACAACCUCAUCCAACUCAAUACAAUCAAACUGUAACACGCUCUUUGUGUCAAAGUUAUGGCAGUUCCUGCUGCACCUACACAUCAGACACUAUUAAGGUCAAACUCUGCUAUGGAGAUUUCUAUGUCUACAAACUUCAAAGACUCCCAGGAUGCAACACUGCAUAUUGUGCAGUUCCAAAGCACAGCUUCAGAGCUGCUGGUCAAGAUGAAACCAGCAUCACUCUACGGUGGAACAAAGUCAACAACAGUGUCAGCUUUGUUCUCCUGUUUAAUGGCACAGAAACAAACAUCAGUGCUCCAGCUGCAGAUGACUCUGUAACUUACACAGUGUCAUCUCUGACUGCUGCAACUAAAUACACAUUCACUCUCUUCUCUGUGAUUGACAAUGUCAGAAGCAGUGGAAUCAGCAUUGAUGCAGUCACUGCUCCUCCAAACCUACAAACACUCAGUUUACUUGGAACAAGUUUCAACAGCUUCACUCUGCAGUGGAGUAAAGUGAACAAUGCCAGUUAUGUCCUGGAGUAUAAUAAUGGACGAAGGAUCAUUCCUGCAUCAGAUGGAGAUGGACCAGUCACUUACACUGUCUCAUCUCUCAGUGCUGGCACUUAUUACUCAUUCAAUCUCUACUCUGUGUUUGAGAAUGCCAGAAGUAAUCAAGUGUAUCUAUAUGCUUUUACUGAUCAACAAAAUAUUUUAUGUGGACAGACCUUUUGUCCUCCAGGCCAGGACUGUGUCAUCAUCAAUGGAACAGCUCAGUGUGGUGAAGCCUGUCAACAUUACACUGAACUGAAUGAUAACUGGCUUUCUGAAAAUAAUAUAAAUGGAAAUUCAUACUGUAGAGGAUACUACUCCUCCCCUGAAGGCUGGUAUCGUAUGUUUGUGGGACAAACCAGCGCUCAGAUUCCUGAAACUUGUGUACAAGACAGCAGAUGCAGCAGUUAUAACCGUUUUCAGAUGAGACAACCUCAUCCAACUCAAUACAACCAAACUGUAACACGCCCUUUGUGUUAUAGUUAUGGUAGUUACUGCUGCUCCUACACAUCAGACAUUAUCAAGGUCAAACUCUGUUAUGGAGAUUUCUAUGUCUACAAACUUCAGACACUCCCAGGAUGCAACACUGCAUAUUGUGCAGUUCCAAAGCACAGCUUCAGAGCAGCUGAUCAAAAUGAAACCAGCAUCACUCUACGGUGGAACAAAGUCAACAACAGUGUCAGCUUUGUUCUCCUGUUUAAUGGCACAGAAACAAACAUCAGUGCUCCAGCUGCAGAUGACUCUGUAACUUACACAGUGUCAUCUCUGACUGCUGCAACUAAAUACACAUUCACUCUCUUCUCUGUGUUUGACAAUGUCACAAGCAGUGGAAUCAGCAUUGAUGCAGUCACUGCUCCUCCAAACCCACAAACAUUCAGUUUACUUGGAACAAGUUUCAACAGCAUCACUCUGCAGUGGAGUAAAGUGAACAAUGCCAGUUAUGUCCUGGAGUAUAAUAAUGGACGAAAGAUCAUUCCUGCAUCAGAUGGAGAUGGACCAGUCACUUACACUGUCUCUUCUCUCAGUGCUGGCACUUCAUACUAUUUCAGUCUCUACUCUGUGUUUGAGAACGCCAGAGGCAGUGAAAUGCAACUUCAGGCUGUUACUGAUCAAUAUGUUUCAUGUGGACAGACUGUUUGUCCUCCAGACCAGGACUGUGUCAUCAUCAAUGGAACAGCUCAGUGUGGAGAAGCCUGCGAACAUUACACUGAACUGAAUGAUAACUGGCUUUCUGAAUAUAACAUCAAUGGAAAUUCAUACUGUAGUGGAAGCUACUAUUUUGCUGAAGGCUGGUAUCGCAUGUUUGUGGGACAAACCAGCGCUCAGAUUCCUGAAACUUGUGUACAAGACAGCAGAUGCAGCAGUUAUGGCCGUUACCAGAUGACACAACCUCAUCCAACUCAAUACAAUCAAACUGUAACACGCUCUCUGUGUCAAAGUUAUUAUGGUUCCUGCUGCUCCUACACAUCAGACACUAUUAAGGUCAAACUCUGCUUUGGAGAUUUUUAUGUCUACAAACUUCAAAGACUCCCAGGAUGCAACACUGCAUAUUGUGCAGUACCAAAGCACAGCUUCAGAGCAGCUGGUCAAGAUCAAACCAGCAUCAGUCUACGGUGGAACAAAGUCAACAACAGUGUCAGCUUUGUUCUCCUGUUUAAUGGCACAGAAACAAACAUCAGUGCUCCAGCUGCAGAUGACUCUGUAACUUACACAGUGUCAUCUCUGACUGCUGCAACUAAAUACACAUUCACUCUCUUCUCUGUGUUUGACAAUGUCAGAAGCAGUGGAAUCAGCAUUGAUGCAGUCACUGCUCCUCCAAAUGUAAAAACAUUCAGUUUACUUGGAACAAGUUUCAACAGCAUCACUCUGCAGUGGAGUAAAGUGAACAAUGCCAGUUAUGUCCUGGAGUAUGAUAAUGGACGAAGGAUCAUUCCUGCAUCAGAUGGAGAUGGACCAGUCACUUACACUGUCUCAUCUCUCAGUGCUGGCACUUAUUACUCAUUUAGUCUCUACUCUGUGUUUGAGAACGCCAGAGGCAGUGAAAUGCAACUUCUGGCUGUUACUGAUGACCAAUAUGUUUCAUGUGGACAGACUGUUUGUCCUCCAGACCAGGACUGUGUCAUCAUCAAUGGAACAGCUCAGUGUGGUGAAGCCUGUGAACAUUACACUGAACUGAAUGAUAACUGGCUUUCUGAAUAUAACAUAAAUGGAAAUUCAUACUGUAGAGGAAGCUACUCCUCCCCUGAAGGCUGGUAUCGCAUGUUUGUGGGACAAACCAGCGCUCAGAUUCCUGAAACUUGUGUACAAGACAGCAGAUGUAGCAGCAGUUAUUAUCAUUUGCAGAUGACACAACCUCAUCCAACUCAAUACAAUCAAACUGUAACACGCUCUUUGUGUUAUAGUUAUGGCAGUUCCUGCUGCUAUUACACAUCCUCAUACACUAUUAAGGUCAAACUCUGCUAUGGAGACUACUAUGUCUACAAACUUCAAAGACUCCCAGGAUGCAACACUGCAUAUUGUGCAGUUCCAAAGCACAGCUUCAGAGCAGCUGGUCAAGAUGAAACCAGCAUCACUCUACGGUGGAACCAAGUCAACAACAGUGUCAGCUUUGUUCUCCUGUUUAAUGGCACAGAAACAAACAUCAGUGCUCCAGCUGCAGAUGACUCUGUAACUUACACAGUGUCAUCUCUGACUGCUGCAACUAAAUACACAUUCACUCUCUUCUCUGUGUUUGAGAAUGUCAGAAGCAGUGGAAUCAGCAUUGAUGCAGUAACUGCUCCUCCAAACCCACAAACAUUCAGUUUACUUGGAACAAGUUUCAACAGCAUCACUCUGCAGUGGAGUAAAGUGAACAAUGCCAGUUAUGUCCUGGAGUAUAAUAAUGGACGAAGGAUCAUUCCUGCAUCAGAUGGAGAUGGACCAGUCACUUACACUGUCUCAUCUCUCAGUGCUGGCACUAGAUACUCAUUCAAUCUCUACUCUGUGUUUGAGAACGCCAAAGGCAGUGAAAUGCAACUUCAGGCUGUUACUGAUCAAUAUGUUUCAUGUGGACAGACUGUUUGUCCUCCAGGCCAGGACUGUGUCAUCAUCAAUGGAACAGCUCAGUGUGGUGAAGCCUGUGAACAUUACACUGAACUGAAUGAUAACUGGCUUUCUGAAUAUAACAUCAAUGGAAAUUCAUACUGUAGUGGAAGCUACUACUCUACUGAAGGCUGGUAUCGCAUGUUUGUGGGACAAACCAGCGCUCAGAUUCCUGAAACUUGUGUACAAGACAGCAGAUGCAGCAGUUAUAACCGUUACCAGAUGACACAACCUCAUCCAACUCAAUACAAUCAAACUGUAACACGCUCUUUGUGUUAUAGCUAUGGCAGUUCCUGCUGUUAUUACACAUCAGACACUAUUAAAGUCAAACUCUGCUAUGGAGACUACUAUGUCUACAAACUUCAAAGACUCCCAGGAUGCAACAUUGCAUAUUGUGCAGUUCCAAAGCACAGCUUCAGAGCAGCUGGUCAAGAUGAAACCAGCAUCACUCUACGGUGGAACAAAGUCAACAACAGUGUCAGCUUUGUUCUCCUGUUUAAUGGCACAGAAACAAACAUCAGUGCUCCAGCUGCAGAUGACUCUGUAACUUACACAGUGUCAUCUCUGACUGCUGCAACUAAAUACACAUUCACUCUCUUCUCUGUGUUUGAGAAUGUCAGAAGCAGUGGAAUCAGCAUUGAUGCAGUCACUGCUCCUCCAAAUCCAAAAACAUUCAUUUUUCUUGGAACAAGUUUCAACAGCAUCACUCUGCAGUGGAGUAAAGUGAACAAUGCCAGUUAUGUCCUGGAGUAUUAUUAUAAUGGACGAAGGAUCAUUCCUGCAUCAGAUGGAGAUGGACCAGUCACUUACACUGUCUCAUCUCUCAGUGCUGGCACUAGAUACUCAUUCAAUCUCUACUCUGUGUUUGAGAACGCCAGAAGUAAUCCAAAGUAUUUAGAUGCUUUUACUGAUGAGCAAAAUAUUUUAUGUGGACAGACCUUUUGUCCUCCAGGCCAGGACUGUGUCAUCAUCAAUGGAACAGCUCAGUGUGGUGAAGCCUGUCAACAUUACUCUGAACUGAAUGAUAACUGGCUUUCUGAAUAUAACAUCAAUGGAAAUUCAUACUGUAGUGGAAACGACUCCUCCCCUAGAGGCUGGUAUCGCAUGUUUGUGGGACAAACCAGCGCUCAGAUUCCUGAAACUUGUGUACAAGACAGCAGAUGUAGCAGCAGUUAUUAUCAUUUGCAGAUGACACAACCUCAUCCAACUCAAUACAAUCAAACUGUAACACGCACUUUGUGUCAAAGUUAUGGCAGUUCCUGUUGCUCCUACACAUCCUCAUACAGUAUUAAGGUCAAACUCUGCUAUGGAGACUACUAUGUCUACAAACUUCAAAGACUCCCAGGAUGCAACACUGCAUAUUGUGCAGUUCCAAAGCACAGCUUCAGAGCAGCUGGUCAAGAUCAAACCAGCAUCACUCUACGGUGGAACAAAGUCAACAACAGUGUCAGCUUUGUUCUCCUGUUUAAUGGCACAGAAACAAACAUCAGUGCUCCAGCUGCAGAUGACUCUGUAACUUACACAGUGUCAUCUCUGACUGCUGCAACUAAAUACACAUUCACUCUCUUCUCUGUGUCUGAGAAUGUCAGAAGCAGUGGAAUCAGCAUUGAUGCAUUCACUGCUCCUCCAAAUGCAGAAAUCUUCAGUUCAAUUAAAAAAAAUGACACCAGUGUCACUCUGCAGUGGAGUAAGGCAAAAUACAGUGGUUAUUUUCUUGAUGCUGAUUAUCAAGACAGGAUCUUUGUUACAUCAGAUGCUGAUGGACCAACAGUCUUUACAGUCUUCCCUCUCUAUCCUGCCACUAAAUACACAUUCACUCUUUUCUCUGUAUUUGAGAACACCAGAAGCAGUGGAGUUCAACUGACCGUCUUAACCGACCAUCGACAUCUUCCUUGUGGAGAAACAUUUUGUGCUCCAGACCUGAACUGCUUCAUUAAUAAUGGAAGUGCUCUGUGUGUCGACCCCUGUGAGCACUACACUGCACUGAGUGACUGGAGCCCCGUAAACGGAUGUGGUGGAAGUAUUGUCCCAGGAGGCUGGUACAGCUUUUUCUUGGGACAAACCAGAGCUCACAUCACUGAAACAUGUAAAAAUACAUGUGGGAGGUCUCACUUUAAACUGGCAGAACCUCAUCCCACGGAGUACAACCAAUCUGUAACACUGCCUGUGUGUUAUAGCUACACUGGAAACUGCUGCGACGUUUAUUAUCCCUAUUUCAUCAAGGUCAAACUCUGUUACGGAGAUUUCUACGUCUACAAACCGUUUGAUCAAUUUUCAUGCUAUUAUCCCUAUUGUGCAGUUCCUAAUCAUAGUUUUCGAGUAUCAGGACAAACUGAGACCAGCAUCACUCUGCAGUGGGAUAAUGUAAAUAACAGCAAUGUCAGCUUCAUCUUAGAGUUUAAUGGAACAGAAACAAACAUCAGUGCACCAAAUGGAGAUGGACAAAUAUUUUACACAAUCUCCUCCCUAACUGCUGGAACUAAAUAUACAUUCACUAUCUUCUCUGUGUUUGAGAACGUCAGAGGCAAAGCAACCAAUAUGACCGCAGUUACUGCUCCUCAGAAUCCCCAAAAUAUCAGGCAAACAACACAGAAUGAGAGCAGCAUCACUCUGCAGUGGAACAAAGUGAACAACGUCAGCUUUGUUCUUCAGCUUGAUGGCACAGAAACCAGCAUCACUGCCACAGAUGGAGAUGGACCAGUAACUUACACAUUCUCAUCCCUGACGGCUCAGACUAAAUACACGGUUAUUCUCUUCUCUGUGUUGGAGAACGUCAGAAGCAGCGGACAAAAGCUCACAGUGGUCACUGCUCCUCCAAAUGCCAAAAACUGUAAAGCAUCAGGACAGAAUGAGUCCAGCAUCACUUUGCAGUGGGAUAAAGUGAACACCAAUGUCAGCUUUGUUCUUCAGUUUAACGGCACAGAGACAAACAUCAGUGCUCCAGCUGGAGAUGCAGUGAUCCACCACACCGUCUCAUCUCUCACUGCUGGAACUAAAUACACAUUCACUCUGUUCUCUGUGUUUGAGAACGUCAGAAGUACUGGAGUGAACAUCACUGCAGCAACCGGGCUUAACUACGUCGUUGGACUGGACAUGGGAUUUAGGUCUUUUGGUGCGAUUACUGAAGCUGAAGUGCAGAGAGCCAUUGAAGAGUUUCUGCAAACAUAUGGACUUUCACCAAACGUGUUGUCUAUAAAAGUUAAACCUGUGCAACCGUGAGACAACAGGAGGAGGAUUUUCCUUCAAAACAGCAAAACCUGGAAAGUGAAUGUAAAAAAAAUUCAAGGAGUUAGGGAAUAAAAACUUUUUGACUUUAUUUCUGUACAUUGAGCUUAUAAUUAUUUUUUAUGACAAAUAUUCAAUGUGUGUUUGCAUCGACAUUUCUUUUAACAGUUUUAUAUUUUUGUCUAAAAAAAAACUACAAUAUAAAUGUAGCCAUAAACAAACAGAUGAAUGACUUUGCCACUUUAGAAUGGUUUUCCUAAGGACAGAAUUUUAAUCCUUUCCUGAUUUUUCAGUUGAUCAAAUAUAUACUAAUGUGCUUUACAAAAGGUUUAUGAGUUGAUUAUAACAAUGUAUAUUUUUAUUAAAAAAAAUGGGUAUUAUUCAUUAUAACUUUUAAAUUUUACUUUAAAUGAAUUUAAUCUUUAUGUGAUUUUUUUUCAUAAAUAUACAUUUGCAGAAUUAUGGUGUAAAACAAUAAUAAAAAUAUAAAAUAAAAAUGUUUUAGAAAAAGAAAUUCAACUUUUUGCUUCUUCAUUUUAAGUCAUCGCACUUUCAUAGUUUAUUAAGAUGAAACUUUAAUAAAUGUAUCUGAACAGGGAUUACAUUUAUUUUUGAUUUAAAUAAUUGUUUUCAGUUCAAAUCAACUUUUAGCUUGACCUUAAGAACAAUAUAACACUUUUAUUUGAAUUUUAUGUGGGUCAGAAUAAUGCAAUGCUUUUCUUUUAGCUGUUAAAAAAAUAUCAGUGAAAUGUUUUUUAUCCAGGAUGUUUCAAUAGCAGAAUAUUUUUUGACUUUUUUGUCUUUAUAUUAAGAAAGCCCAGUGGAUAAAAUGGAGAAGUUCCUUCAAUAAAAGAAAGAAAAAAGCUAAAAUUGUGUCUAGAAAAUCAAUUUUGAAACAUAAAGUGAGGAUGAAGCCUUUCUUAAACUUUAGUUGUACCAGAACUGCAAACAUCAUUAAAAAAGGACAUAGCUAAUGUCAGAGGACUAAAAGAUUACUGUAGAGCAGGAGUGUCCAAACUACGGUCUGUUUUUAUUGGCCCGCAGCAAAUUUUGAAAAUAUAAUUGAAUAUGGCCCGCACAUGGCGCUGUUGCACUUCUCAGUUUCAACACUAGAUGGAGUCGGUCACAGAAAGGUGUUGCGGAGUGGGUGUGUGCUGAGCGGGGCGCGUGCCACGAGAGAGGGGGGGAGGAGCGCCUGCAGGUGGAGAUGGGUGUGUGAGCACAGAGCGGAGGUGUGGGGGGGUCGAUAUAUUGUGUGUUCGGAGGACGGAACAUUUUAAUGAAUAGCAUUCUGAACUGUGAAAAAGUAUUUCCUUUAUGUAAAAAAGAACUUGUUGUUUUGUUUUUGGAAUUUCUUUUUGUUCAUAGCUGCAUAUUUUGUCACAGAGUGUAAUUGUAAAAUUAAGCUUUUUAAAUUGUGUGCGUUUAACAUUAAAAUUGUCCUCGUUGGUCACCCAUAAGCCCUUUUUCUUGGUCUACUUUUCUCAGAAAACAGGACUUCGACUUUUUAUAAUCUACAAAAUCGUGCGCUCUGCCAGUCAACCACACUAACGGCUAUGUAUGUAUGUAUGUAUGUAAAGACCGCUGGCUUCAGCUGCUCAAUAAACCUGUUCUGAACUGCC